AGUCUUCUCAAUCAAGAGAACACGCAGAUGCCGAUGUCUACUGCCAUCAAAAUGCUUCCAAGCACAUUUCUUCUUGUCAUGCUUUGUGUUGCAUCUUCCGCUGAAGAAUUGAAGGCUGGCGGUGACAUGGACGCGAAGAUGAAAGAAAUGCAGGAACAAUCGAAGAAAUCAAUGGAGGAGAUGAGUAAGGGGUUCGGGGUGAAAAUCGAGUUGAAUGAGAAGACCACUCCCACAAUGGUGGAACAACACGUCAAAGAUUUUCGAGACAACAUUAAAAGUGUAUUCAAGCUCACUAAUGUGCAAAACUUGACUAUCGAUGAAUCGCUCAGAGCGAAAUCAGAUAAGAUGUCAUGCGAGGACCGCGGAAACUUUUACUUAACCAACUCAAAAAAACAUGCUUCUGAGUUGCAAAAAUUCUUGCUUUGUUUGGUAUGGACUUUGACAAAAUGGACGAAAAAGAGAGAGCUUAUAUGUUUAAUUGUUUUCACUGGAUCAACCCGGUUCAAACUCAACUUGGGUGCUCUAUUAAGAAGUGUGCCGCUGAGUAUAUAGUUAUUUGCCUCCUUGGCCCAAAUGAAGAAAUCAAGGCUUCUGACUAUAAAUCAUCCGAUGAUUUCAAAGCGGGUAAAGCUGAAGCUGCCGAAAUCGAAGCUAAAUCGGAAGCAAAUACUUCGUUCUCCACCAUUGCUCUCUUGAUGCCCAUUCUUUCUUUCUUCUUCUUGUAAAGUGUCCCAUGUCUUGAAAUGAAUUGUGUGAAUUGUG
Caenorhabditis elegans is the source of this 762-nucleotide messenger RNA. RefSeq names its product DUF148 domain-containing protein (gene R07C3.13). The coding region runs from base 28 to 552 and encodes 174 amino acids. Lineage: Eukaryota; Metazoa; Nematoda; Chromadorea; Rhabditida; Rhabditidae. The record is from RefSeq and is marked reviewed. The transcript has 5 exons.